AUGAUUUCACUCAAACAGCAGCCAGAUGGCUCUCCUAUGGACCGCAAACAAGCGGUACCCUCUGCCUCUAGUGCGCGAGUUGUCCCCAAGCCUGUGCCCGAAGCUCAGGUCCAGGACCCGCGCGGUUUUCAGAUUGGACAGCUCAAGAAGAGAUUCUCACCCAAUGAAUCUACAACUUCGGAGGGAGAUACAUCGCUGGUGUUCAAGCUGAAACCCUCGGACCCAGAUUUUCCCUUUGAACUGCCCUACUUGGACUGUGAUGUCCGCAUUCCGGAAGAGUAUCCGGAGGAAAGGCCGGUACUGCAUGUUAGGAACAAGGAUAUCCCCAAAGGGUUCAGCAUCAACAUUGAGAGAGGCUGGGAGAGGCUAGCUGAGGAGAAGAAGGGCUCAACUCUGUUGGCCCUGGUGUAUGCUCUUGACAGAAACCUGGAACGAUUUCUGUCGGAGCAGAAGGUGGAAACGAUUAAGCUCGUGUCGUUCAAGGACACGAGGCACCUUGAUUCAGCAGCGGAACUUCAACCGUCCGUGGCUGCCAAUUCUUCCUUUGCGGAAAAGGACAGCUCUCCUGCUCCUACACCUCCCCCGAGACGCUAUAUCCCGGAGCCCUCGUAUACCAGAGAGCAAAUCACCGAGGCAAAGGCCAGGCGAGCUCAAGAGAUCCGCCAGCUUGAGGCGAGAAUGGGAAGAAUGGCCCAGUUUCGUCGAUCUGGAGAUGGUGUCAUCUUUACGCUACCACUCGAGCCAAAACGCCGUGCUGAACUCCCCUCUGGGCUGCACUCUGUUAACAGCAUCCACUUGAUCAUCCCGCUCUUAUAUCCGCUACAGCAGCUGCGCGUUCAGCUAAAUGAAGCGAAUGCUGAAGAUGCGGAACCAAUAGAAGAUCUCUUUGCAGAAAAGGCUGCGGAGCAGAAGCAAAUGACUCUCAUGAGCCAUGUAAAUUACUUGGCUCAAAACCUGCAUAAUCUAGCUAAACAGGCGCAUGCCCUGGCAGCAAAGGCUGAGAAGGAAAAGGCAGCCGCUGCUACAGCCGCAGCAGAAGCGAUGGCCGCGGCGAAAGGAAAGCAGCCACAGACUCCCGAGAAUUCUUCGUCUGGCUUACCACAGCCGUUUGGCAAGGAAAAGGGCCACAUUCAAGUCAUUGCUCGACCCCCUGAGUGGAAUGUCGGCUACGAAGAUGAUGAAUUAGAGGACAGCUACUCCGACUCGGAUGACGCAGACGAAGGAGGAGCGGUAUUGGGAGGCGAAGACGAGGAUACGAGAGCACCACCAUCUGCUGAUGAGGUUGAACACGGCACCAUGAUAUCGUUUCCGAAUGUCGAACUUCACAGCAUUGAGCUUUUACAGAUAUCGCUUCUAAGCCUCAGCGUCAAGUGCGAGCGAUGCAAGACUCUAAAUGACAUCACGGGACUCAAGCCAUCAGUCGAAAAGGCGACCAGCUGCAAGAAAUGCGCGACGCCUCUCUCCGCAAAGUUCAACCAGCAGCUCGUUCAUGAGAAUUCAGCAAGAGCUGGCUUUAUUGAUCUGUCAGGAUGCAAGGUAGCAGAUAUGCUGCCCAGUACUUUUGUGCCUACGUGCGCCAAAUGUUCGACCCCCAGCCAAGGCCUCGUUUCCGUCAGGGGCGAGACCACAGCCAACGUCUGCCGCGAGUGCCACAGCAAAUUCACCUUCAAAAUCCCCGAAGUCAAGUUCCUCUUUGUCUCUCCGGGAUCGCUGCCCCCGCCCGCGGCCGGCAUGCGGCGGAAGCAAGAGAAACUCGGGCUCCACGCGGGAGACCAACUCCCGGAGCGGGGCACCUGUAGCCACUACCGCAAGUCGUAUCGGUGGUUCCGUUUCUCAUGCUGUAACCGCGUGUACAAGUGUGACAAGUGCCACGACCAGGCGGAGGAUCAUAUCAACGAGUGGGCCAACAGGAUGAUUUGCGGGUUUUGCAGCCGCGAGCAAAACUACGCCGUCGAAGCGUGUCGCUUCUGUGGUCGUAGUGUGAUUGGCAGAAGAGGCAAGGGAUUCUGGGAAGGGGGUAAAGGAAACAGAGACAAAGUUACAAUGAGGAGGAAGGAUCCGAGGAAGUAUAAGAGAAUUGGGACAUCUGCGGCGACGAAGAAAGAUUAA
Trichoderma gamsii is the source of this 2109-nucleotide messenger RNA. RefSeq lists its product as hypothetical. NCBI's taxonomy places the organism in Eukaryota, Fungi, Ascomycota, Sordariomycetes, Hypocreales, Hypocreaceae. The transcript has a single exon. The coding region runs from base 1 to 2109 and encodes 702 amino acids. The record is from RefSeq and is a predicted model, not a curated record. Gene Ontology annotation, molecular function: zinc ion binding.